Messenger RNA from Microdochium trichocladiopsis, 2349 nucleotides. RefSeq lists its product as uncharacterized. The coding region runs from base 1 to 2349 and encodes 782 amino acids. The transcript has 7 exons. The record is from RefSeq and is a predicted model, not a curated record. NCBI's taxonomy places the organism in Eukaryota, Fungi, Ascomycota, Sordariomycetes, Xylariales, Microdochiaceae.
AUGGCCAAAGUGAGCUGGGUGAGUUUGGAGAGGGCUGGCUGGCCGCGAAGUGCCCGUCGCACCUCCCAGCCACAUCAACCUCACCACCGCCGCUUCACCUUUGCCCCCCUGCGCCGGCCCUUUGCGCACCAAUUCCUGACAGCGAAAUCUGGUCAUACCUUCACCACUCCACGCGCUCCCACCCCUGGUGCGCGCGUCACGACGACGGCACGUAGCCUGCAGUGGCGUGAGAUUGAGGCCAGGGCUCACGUUGGCCUCUCGGAUUCCCGCGCGCGUCCAGUGCUUGACGGCACUGCGUUCGCUCAAACCAUGAUGGUGGCUUCCGAUCCUUCGUUGGGCGCUCCACAGCACAGGCAAGGUCAGCUGUUUCACCAUCACGGCUCGAUCAACCUUGGUGAGCAGUGCCGCCAUGAGGGCUGCAAUGCACGGCUUCAGCAUGGAAACUUCUGCAUGCAGCACACUCAGUUCGACUCUCAGAAGAUGCGCCAGGCCCAUCUGCCCGCGCACGCAGACUUGGGUGAUCGUGGUUCCCACAGCAGGUCGCCCUUAGCCAGAAAUGUUCCGAUCGCGCCUCUCCAUCGACCCCCGGCCACAAAUGGAACUCACGUUCCAUCAGGAGCUCCGGGCAAUUCAUCCUCGAGCUCCCCAUCAGCCCCAAGCAAGAAAAUGCUUCCGGAUAAGAUGGUGGCCCGCAAGAGUGUCUUCAACCUACCAUCCAAUGCUGGGAAAGUCGGUGCGCACAGUUCGCUUGAUACUUCUCGAACUGGAAACGAGAAGCGACCUAUCAAGCGGCAGCGCACCUCGGACGACGAUGCCUGGAAGCGAACACCCUAUACUAUCUCAAUUUCCGGGGACGAGUCGGCCGGUGGCUUCGGUGUUAAUGGACAUGUCUUUGACGGUCCACCGGACCAAGCAAGAAUUCGUGAGAGCGUCUUGCGCGAUCCCUCGACCGCUGGGGUCUCAGCGCCCUCAUCUCAGGAAUGGCGUCCUCAAGGACCAGAGACGAUGGAUCGUCAGCGACCCGUCACAUAUUCACCCUCAGCAGCGCAUUCGACGCUGGUGGAGAGGAACGUAGUGUUCACCAGUUCUGGCGAGACAUCUGUGCCGACAUCAGCGCCUUCGCCACCAGAACCGCUGGUCAACGGAGUCCAAAAGCCCUCGCACCCACCCCGGCAGAAUCCAAUGUCUCAGCAUGUGCACUCCCCACAAACGAUAGCGCAUGCGCCGGAUCUGAAUCAGUCCAACAGCGCUCUUGAGACUCUGGCCAAGUACAAAGAGAACAAGCACAACUUCAGCCAGGCCGAAAUCAACGAGAUGAUACGGAUGGCGCAAUCGCGCCAGUUGCCUCGCUUCCAUGGUCCAAUUGGCCCAAUUCGAGGGACGAACGGUGACUACUUGGGGCCCGCGGCCACAGACGUGGUGACGAACGGACAAGCUCGAGCACAGGAGAUUAAGUCGUCGCAUACGUCGCCAAUACGCCCUGCCUGGCGUCCCUCAAUGCCGUCCAUGAAUGCGACCCAGGGCUGGCGGCCCGGAUUUGCCAUGAUUGACCUCACCCAAAACGGCGAGGAUCCCGAGAUGCCCGUUGCGAACGGACUGUCACCAGUCGAUAGAGGUCCUUCGCAGGCGGCCAGGUCAUCUACCACGUCCAAUGGCGACAUCGUGCACGUGGAUGGACCCAAAGGUGUCGCCGCGCAGGAUAACAGGCCCCCUGUUUCAGCACCGUCACGACAACCCGAACCCUCCGAAAAAAUGCUGGUCAAUGUGACGGAUGCGCCAACUAUUCCUAUGCCAAGUGUGGUCCAGUCUCCUUCCAAGGCAGGCGCUUCUGGAGGGCACGAGGAUGUCGCGCCGAAGCUGCGCCGUCCUGGGUCCACGGACAACAACGACGUCCAAACGCUGGCAGCAUCAUCCAGCAAGUCACCACGAAGUCCGAGGACGGUCUCCCUUCGCAUCGGGAAUGCUACAGAGGCCAGGCAACGACGAGAGAGGCAACUUGAAGCCGCAAGGAGAGCCGAGGAUGCCUUGCGGCAAAGCACGGCGCAAAUUCUGGCCGGUCCAGCCUCCGUCCCUGCAAGCGGUGACACUCUGCGCGUGAAUGGAGUGGUCAAUGGUGUCGACGACGACCACGUCAUGCCAGACGCUACUGUGCCGUCACUGUCAGCGGCAAUAGUCAAGCCGCCAGAAGGACUUCCCGAGCCUGAGAAGAGGCGGCUCGAGUUGCCCAACAUUUCGCGCACAUCGAUCCACGCCUGCAUUGGAGCCGGCCCCGCUCUCGGGGUUGGUUCAGCGGCCGGAAAGGGUGAUGGCCGAUCCAUUGUGGACGGCAGCAUCGAAGGAGCUCGAUGA